Molecule: messenger RNA, 1739 nt
Organism: Mesocricetus auratus (golden hamster)
Lineage: Eukaryota; Metazoa; Chordata; Mammalia; Rodentia; Cricetidae
Gene: Mesd
Product: mesoderm development LRP chaperone
Exons: 3
Coding region: 51-731 (226 amino acids)
Biological process (GO): protein folding
Molecular function (GO): low-density lipoprotein particle receptor binding
Source: RefSeq, a predicted model, not a curated record
CUGUCUGCGCAGGCCCAGUGUGCGCGCCGUCGCUACGCUGGGCGGCUAACAUGGCGGCCUCCACCCGGCUGUGCGCGCUCCUCCUGUUUUUGUGUGCCUCGGACCUUCUGCUGCUCCCUCCUCCCGGGGCCUGCGCGGCCGACACGCCGGGCGAAGCCACCCCACCUCCACAAAAGAAGAAGAAGGACAUCCGCGAUUACAAUGAUGCCGACAUGGCGCGACUUCUGGAGCAGUGGGAGAAAGAUGAUGACAUAGAAGAAGGAGACCUUCCAGAGCACAAGAGGCCCUCUGCACCUGUCGACUUCUCAAAGCUAGACCCAGGCAAGCCUGAGAGCAUCUUGAAAAUGACAAAGAAAGGGAAGACUCUGAUGAUGUUUGUCACUGUGUCAGGGAACCCCACCGAGAAGGAGACAGAGGAAAUCACCAGCUUGUGGCAGGGCAGCCUGUUCAACGCCAACUAUGAUGUUCAGAGGUUCAUCGUGGGCUCAGACCGUGCUAUCUUUAUGCUCCGGGAUGGGAGCUACGCCUGGGAGAUUAAGGACUUUUUGGUCAGCCAAGACAGGUGUGCUGAUGUCACUCUAGAGGGACAGGUGUACCCUGGCAAAGGAGGAGGAAGCAAGGAGAAAAAUAAAACAAAGCCAGAGAAGGGUAAAAAGAAGAAGGAGGGAGAUGCCAAACCACGGGCUUCCAAGGAAGACAACCGAGCUGGGAGCAGAAGAGAAGAUCUCUAGCAGGUGGUAAGCUUCCCACCAGGCAGGCAGGACCAGACUCAUGUCUUCUAGAAAGGGUCUGUGCAUGACCUCUGGUCAGUAUCACAGUUACUGUAUGAAGGCUUCACUCACGAAGGCAGGGCUUUGUGAUUUAUAGUGGACACUGGCAAGACAUGCUAACUGUGGCAUCACCUGACAUGGAAACUUGAUAGAUGUUUUGUACCUCUUGUAUCUGGUGAGUCCUUGACACCGCCAGAGUACCACUCCCUCCUCUUCACUGCACCUGAUGCGCCUGCGCUGUAUGCUCUCGUCAGACAAGCCUUGAGAACCUGUGGCUUGACUGGGGCAGGCAUUGAUUGUGCAAUCGGGGAAGAUAGUGUGCUGUGUGAGCAGUGCUGGCUCUGCACGCCCAGGAUCCAGACAGCAAGCUCAUCGUGCAGGACGUGCGGAUUCACAAGCUGGUCCUCCUCACCAAUUCAGGGGAUCCUUGUCUGUCAGUCUUCCUGUGGUUGUAAAAGGGAUGCCGUUCUUUCUCGUGUGAGGAGAGAAGAGUGCUUCCACUGAGGGCUCAUCCUCCCGUGGCCCGACAACUGUAAAGUCGAUGAGGAGGGACCAGCAGACUCUUCAGCAUGGACCUCAUCUGCAGUAUUUCCAAGUGUUUUUCUUUGAUAAAGUGCCUAAACUUGUGUUUCUGUAUCAUACUCUCCUGGUGUGCAGCUGGUCACAUCUGGGUUUUGUAUGGUACUCUCAUGGUGUGCUGCUGGUCACAUCUGGGUUUUGCUGUUCAUGGGUUAGAGCCUAUCUAGAAGAACAUUUCUGUGAGGAUGCUUUUUCUAAGAACUUACAUUCUUUAAAACCUCAGUUGUGAUUUUAAGAAAUUCAGAAUAGUACAUGUGUACAUACAUGGCUAGAGAGUGUCACUGUCAGAGUGUUGCAGUGUGGAGAAUGCCCUACCCUGCUGCCAAUAUUUCGUCCCAGUGGAGCUACUGUUGAUCAUUGGUUUUUCAAAAAUAAAGUAUGUUUACUGGC